Molecule: messenger RNA, 1517 nt
Organism: Trichobilharzia szidati
Lineage: Eukaryota; Metazoa; Platyhelminthes; Trematoda; Strigeidida; Schistosomatidae
Source: the annotation of a GenBank genome assembly
UGAUAUUUGAUUCCCAAGGUCACCAUCGGCUAGACAUUUUCCUAGCCAUUCAUUCAGUACAUUGCAUUAGAAGCAAUGAUGGUGAAGGAUAAGAAUCGUCCGAAACCGCCAAUGACACCAUAUGCAUGCUUUGUGCAAGUUAUACGCGAAGAGCAUAGAAAAAAGCAUCCAACUGAAAAUGUUAUUUUCAGUGAAUUUUCUAAAAAAUGCGCUGAGAAAUGGAAGCUCAUGACUGUAGAACAAAGGAAAUGUUUCGAAGAGAUGGCAAAAUUGGAUACAGAACGCUUCAAUCGUGAAAUGGCUCAUUAUGUCCCACCGACUGGAAUGCGACGUGGUCGUAGGCGAAGACGUAUCAAAGAUCCUGGUAUGCCUAAACGUUCAUGGUCCGCGUUCUUCUUCUUUUGUGAUGCAUUUCGAUCGAAAAUUCGUAGUGAACAUCCAGAUUGGAAAGUUAGUGAUAUUGCCAAAGAGUUGGGUAGACGAUGGGAAGAGUGUACGGAUAAAGAGAAAUAUGAACGACGUGCUCAAAAUGAUAAAUUACGUUAUGAACAAGAUAUGCAAAAAUACAAGGCCGGCUUAUAUGUGGCGACAAAACGUGCUCGAGUUGAAGAUCAAACCACCACAGAACUACUACCGCCAAGUACACAUGAUCAUCAGAUGAUAAUAAGUCAAAAAGCGUUAGUCGGUGAAACAAGUCAAAUCAUCAUGUCAAGAGAUGAAAGUGUUACCGGGGUGAGUGGAGUUGGCGACGAUGAAGAGGACGAGGAAGAUGAGGAAGAGGAUGAAGAAGAGGAGGAGGAGGGAGAGGAGGAAGAAGAAGGCGAUGAAGAACAUGAAGGUGAAGACGAUGAAGAAGAAGAGGACGAUGAAAGGGAUGCUGAACAGUCAAGAGCUAAUCCGCAUGGAAUACACCAUCUUAGCCAUAAGACAUCGGAUGGUCGUCAGAUGGUCACCAAUGAGACGAAUAAUAAUGCAAUCAUGAAUACAGGAAAUUAAAGUAGGUGGUGGUCGUGGGGGGGGAGACGAGUUCGUCGUUGCUUUUACUGCGUUACUUACUUCUGUAAAUUUCGUCUUUGUUUUUAAAUUGGAUCUUUCUUUCUUUCUAUUUACAUCAUAUUAUAUAAUAUACAUAUUUUUGUGGUCUUUCUCUACUUAAAAAUCACACACAUAUAUAUCAAAUUGCAUUUACUUUGUGCUAUUUUUUGAUUUUUCCGAUCCUUAUUGGUAUUAAUAUUAUUGUUAUUACUGCUUUUAUUGUCACUCUAGCACUCUUAAUAUUUCUUGACUUCAUAUCGACAUGGGGGUGAUUUCGACGUUUUUGUUCUUGUGAAUAGACGAAUGAACAUGAACACACACACACACAGAGACACACACCUCAGUUAAUUUAUACCUCAUUGUAAAUACAUUCAAACAUGUGUACUUGUGCUGUUUGUUAUAUUCUCUCUUCUAUUGUCUGAGUCCUUCUCUCAAAACUGUGUAACAUUCAGUUUCCUAAAGGAUAAUUGAAAUGGAUGGAC